GCAUGGAGGAUGCACUCUCAUAAUCAAAAUCCAAACUUGCCUUGAUCGAAUCAUUUCUUAGCUUAAUUGAUCCUCAAUAAUCUCCAUGGCUUUGCUUUACUUUGCUCGUCUCAUUGUGUCUCUUCUUGCUUUUUUUGCUUUCCCUGUUCUUGCUCUCUCGUAUAUUAAGCACCUAAAUUCCAUCCCAAUUAUAGAAUGAUCGCGCGAAGGAGGAGGAUAUAUAUCAUGGUGAUGAGCAAGGAGAGAAGGAAGAAGAGCAACAGCAGCAGCAUUGCUUCUCCCUGCGCCGCUUGCAAGCUUUUGAGACGGCGGUGCGCUCAGGACUGCAUCUUCGCGCCGCAUUUUCCGGCGGAGGAGCCGCACAAGUUCGCCAACGUCCACCGAGUCUUCGGAGCUAGCAACAUCAGCAAGCUCUUGCAGGAGGUGACGGUGGGGCAGCGAGGCGACGCGGUGAGCAGUCUCGUGUACGAGGCCAACGCCCGGCUGCGUGACCCUGUCUACGGCUGCGUCGCCGCCAUCUCCUCCCUGCACCGCCAAAUCCAAGCCCUGCAGGCGCAGCUCGCCAUGGCUCAAGCUCAGGUGGUCCACCUCCGACUCGGCCACGCCGCGUGCUGCCUCGCGCUCCGCCAGCGCCCGACCACCGCGCCGGCCGGCUCCUCGGCCGGGACGGAGGACAAGGCGGCGUCGCAGGUGGUUGCGCUGGACAUGGUGGUGGUGGAGGAGUCCAACUUGGGAGAUCAGCCGCCAAUUUGGUUUGGUUGAUUGUUGCUACUGCUCGCAGUAGCUUCUAGAUCAAGGAACCAAGAACAAUCGAGUGUAACCCCUUUCCUAGAUUAACCUUUUCUAAAAUCGAUCGUGAACUUGGCGCAA
Messenger RNA from Zingiber officinale, 870 nucleotides. Its product is annotated as LOB domain-containing protein 4-like. The transcript is spliced from 2 exons. The record is from RefSeq and is a predicted model, not a curated record. Lineage: Eukaryota; Viridiplantae; Streptophyta; Magnoliopsida; Zingiberales; Zingiberaceae. The coding region runs from base 196 to 762 and encodes 188 amino acids.